Molecule: messenger RNA, 2994 nt
Organism: Closterium sp. NIES-65
Lineage: Eukaryota; Viridiplantae; Streptophyta; Zygnematophyceae; Desmidiales; Closteriaceae
Source: the annotation of a GenBank genome assembly
AUGGACGCGAGCGACGCUCUGCCGUCAUGCCUGCCUUCGUCCCUCCCCUCGUCCCUCCCUUCGUCCCUGCCUUCGUCGUGCCUCCCCUCGUUCCUCUCCUCCGCCAUUCACAAGCCCGCCGUCAUCGUCGUCGCGCUCUUCCUCGCGUGCCACGUCAUCUUCUUCCUCGAGUUCCCCGUCUCCUUCCGCCUGCCGCACAUCGCUGUUAUCGAGGAAGCCCAUAACGAAGCAGCCCCGAGCGCGCUAGUUGACGACAGUAGAAGCAGCAGCGGUCCUUCUUUUCGUAGUAGCAGCAGCAGCACUAGUAGUGUUCCUAUCACCGGCGCUACUCCCCGUGGCUCUGGUACUCCUCCGUUUGGAGGUUCAUCUCACGGCGACGUUCCCGUUAUAAGCCUCCUCGGCAUUUCCGAUUCAUGCCUCCGCCUCUUUCGCGAAAGGGCCGACAACAGCUUUCCUGAUUUCGGUAACAAAACUUUCGCGGACUCAAACGCCACGACGAUAUCUGCUGGUAGCAGCGCGGCAGCAGGUCGGUCACGGUCUUCCGGGGGCGCAAGUGCGGCGGAAUUAGACGCGUGUCGAACACGCCUCCUCGAGGCCUUUCGACGGCUGGCCCUUCGCGCUCAGCAGGCGGAGCAGGUGGCGCAGGGGGCGGGUGGGGAGCAGGGGGAGCAGGGGGGGGCGGAGAAGGGGGAGAUGGGGGAGCAGGGGGGGCAGGCGGAGAAGGGGGAGAAGGAGGAACAGGCGGAGCAGGCGGAGAAGGCGGAGCAGGAGGGGGAGGAGGAGCAGGAGGGGGAGGAGGAUAAGGUGCUACUAACGAAGCUUAAAUCCGAGGCUAACAACACCACCGAACCACCCACGGCGGCUAGUAUUAGCAACAACACCGAGCCACCCACCGAACCUAUCAAGAACAGCACCGAGCCUCUGACCGAGGCUGAGGUGGCAGAGCAGCAGGCAGGUUCGGUGGGGCAGGUGUGUUCGGAGGGUUGGAAACGUGGUGUGCUGGCACGCGCUGCCGGCAGCAGCUACAUCCGAGCGGCUGUAGCGGCAAAUCCAGGGACGAAUCAGAACGUGGGAGCGGCUGUAGCGGCGUGUGUAGAGACGCCUCAAAGCGCCGGAGCGGCUGUAGUGGCGAAUCUGACGGGAAUAGAGGGCAUUGAGGCGGGUAUAGACGAAGUGUGUGGGGGGGUGAAGGAGGUGGAGAGGCGUCUGGUGGGGGGAGGGCAGGCGGACGGCUGUCACGGGGGCGACGGGAGUGUUGCAGACGAUAAGAGUGGUGGGAGUGGUGGGAAUGGCGGAAGUGGCGGGAGUGGCGGGGCGGGUGGGGAUGGUGGGAGUGGCGGGAGCCAAGAGAACUGCAAGCAGUGGCCUGAAAGCUGCUGGCCAGUUCCCGGGGUGCCGCUCUCCCUCUCACACGUACGUGAGUGCUGCUGCCCCCCCGCCUCUCUCCCUGUCAGAGACAAGUGUGUCCUGCUUCCCACCCCCACCACCGUGACCAGUCUAGGAGUGCCUCUCUCCCUCUCACACGUACGCCGACUCUUCACAGACCUGCGCACCACCCACGCUCGCCUGUACCACACCAACCACCUUUCCCUCUACCCCCACCCUUCUCGCCCCACCCCUGCCCCCAACCCACGGCAGAGCCCCUCUCGCCCUCUCUUCCUGGUGUUUGGCUUCUCAGGCAAGCAAGCUACUCACCCUCGCCUGUACCACCCACCUUUCCCUCUUUCCUCUCUCCCCCCAUUUCCCCCACCCCUGUUCCCCGCACAGCAGAGCCACUCUCGCCCUCGCCUUCGGGUCUUUGACUUCGCAUCUGUCACCCGCCCUCGCUUCCUGGUGCUUGGAUUCUCAGGCAAGCCAACCACCCUCGCGCGGAUGGAUGUGGUGGAGGCAGCGAGGAUAGCCCACAUGUCCGGCCGCAUUCUGGUUCUGCCCAAGGUGGGCGACAGCCAUGUCUCUCUCGCCCAUCCACUGCCCCUCUGCGCCUACUGGGACCUCUUCAAUCUCUCCCACGCCGCCGCGCCUAAGGUCAAUGCCGUCCCCAGCAUCAAAGACAGCCUCGAGAAGAACCAUUCCAAUGCCUCCCAAGCCUCUCAGUCGCCCAAACAGCUGCCGAGCCUGCCCCACGUGGCUUGGAUGUCGCCGGACCUCUUCCUGCUGCUCGCCCGUGCUGCUGCUGCUGCUGCUGCUGCUGCUGCUUCCUCUCCCCCAACCAACGGCUCUGAUACCAGUGGCUCGGAUUCCAGUUCAGAUAUUUCGGGUGUUGCUGGGCUGAGAAGCCCCGCGGUGGGCUUCGUGUGGGUGCAGUCGCGGCACGCCCAGCAAGCCCCCUUUUGCCAUGAGCCCCUAUCAGCCAUGAUGGGCCAUCUACUGCCAUACGCCAUGGGGCACGUGCCUCUCCCCUCCAACACGCUCGACCUGCGCCUCCCAGUGCGAGCCGAUGCCGUGCAAGUGCUCAUGCAGGCCUGGCAAGAUAAAGACGUGGUGGUGUGGGUGAAGGCAGCAGCAGGCAUGAUCGAGUUCGACCCGCUCACAGGCAGCCUCGCCUUGGCCUCUCUGCCCUACAGCAGGCAGCUGCAUGUACUCGCUACAAGCCUGCUCGGUACUCUGAAUAAGAGUGUGAUGGCCGUGCGCUUGCAACCUGACGUGAUUGCUUGGAGAGUGGGCAAUGAGAGCAACGGGAGCAAUGAGAGCCGACGCAGCAAUGGCACUGGUGUUGCUGACGUGGCACUCAAGGAGCUGACAGGGAUGCGAGAGGAGAUCAAUGACACCGUCACAAUCAACGAGCUGCUGCCAGCGGUCGCAAGAUUUGAUCCCGGUGUUUUGGCAAUCCUUGACAAGCUUGUGUGCUCUUAUGCUGAUGUCCUCUUAGCAGCGUCGACAAGAUGUGGGGGCGAGACAGCAGAUGACAUGGACAUUUUCAAUCACAGAUUGUGGCUCAAUAAACCAAACAAGUCGCUCGUCAUGUGGGGUUAUAACAUGCCUAAAUUUGACUGA